Malania oleifera is the source of this 2165-nucleotide messenger RNA. Its product is annotated as non-specific phospholipase C6-like. Gene Ontology annotation, biological process: phospholipid catabolic process. NCBI's taxonomy places the organism in Eukaryota, Viridiplantae, Streptophyta, Magnoliopsida, Santalales, Ximeniaceae. The record is from RefSeq and is a predicted model, not a curated record. The transcript has 3 exons. Gene Ontology annotation, molecular function: hydrolase activity, acting on ester bonds. The coding region runs from base 334 to 1911 and encodes 525 amino acids.
CCAAAGGCAAAGCCCACCAUGACCACUUCCUCCUCUUCACGCUGCUCAGCUUAUUACAGGCAUCUCUCACUCUCUCUCUCUCUCUCUCUCUCCCCUCCCACCGACGAGCUCUAUCAGAUCAGAAAGAUCUUGAAACGCCCAGCCAUACAUUAUAUACACGCACACAUUCUAUAAUAUAUGUAGAUUACACUGUCCGCUUGUGAGCUCUGAUGAACAGAGUGAGCCAAAUAUAAGAGAGAGAGAGAGAGAGAGAGAGAGAGAGAGAGAGAGACCCAGAUAAUCCGAGCUUCUGUGAUCACAAUUUAGUGAAGACCCAUUUGUUCAAAAUCAGAAAUGGGGGGACACAAAUCCAAAUCCGGAAACAGAGCACCUUCAUUUUCUCCUUUGCUCAUCCUCUUCCUCGCGCUGUUCUGUUCAUCUCGACCCACCCGUUUCGCUUCCGGAGCCCAACCCAUCAAAACCAUCGUCGUUAUGGUCCUGGAGAAUCGCUCCUUCGACCACAUGCUCGGGUGGAUGAAAAACUCCGUCAACCCAUCAAUCAACGGCGUCACCGGCGCCGAAUGCAACCCGGUUUCCACCAAGAAUGGGACCCGGUCCAUCUGCUUCACCGACGAUGCCGAGUUCGUGGAUCCGGACCCGGGUCACUCCUUCGAGGACGUGGAGCAGCAGGUCUUCGGCUCCGGAUCCCUUCCCUCCAUGACCGGAUUCGUGGAACAAGCCCUCUCCAUCUCCCAAAACCUCUCCGAGACCGUCAUGAGAGGGUUCAAGCCCGGAUCCAUACCCGUCUACACCUCCCUGGUCCGGGAAUACGCCGUCUUCGACCGGUGGUUCUCUUCAAUCCCCGGUCCGACCCAACCCAACCGGCUCUUCGCCUUCUCCGGCACCUCCCAUGGAUCAAUCAGCCACGUUCCGAAGCAACUCGCAAAAGGGUACCCUCAGAAAACCAUCUUCGACUCUCUCCACGAGAAUGGAAUCGACUUCGGGAUUUACUACCAGAGCUUACCCAGCACUCUGUUUUACAAAAACUUGCGAAAGUUGAAGUAUAUUCUGAAAUUUCAUCACUAUGGUUUGAAAUUCAAGAAGCACGCGAGACAAGGGAAGCUCCCCAAAUUGACUGUGAUCGAGCCAAGGUACUUUGAUGUUGUGGGAUCUCCCGCAAAUGAUGAUCACCCAUCUCACGAUGUAGCGAAUGGGCAGAGACUGGUGAAGGAGGUUUAUGAGACUUUGAGAGGGAGCCCUCAGUGGAAUGAGACCCUUCUGGUGAUUACCUAUGAUGAGCAUGGUGGGUUCUAUGAUCAUGUGCACACCCCUCUCGGGUCUAUCCCUAACCCGGAUGGGAAUGUGGGUCCUGCCCCGAAUUUCUUCAAGUUUGACAGGCUUGGGGUUCGGGUACCCACAAUUAUGGUCUCCCCCUGGAUCAAGAAAGGCACUGUGAUGAGUAGGGCAAAGGGACCAACUCCAAGCUCUGAGUUUGAGCAUUCAUCCAUCCCAGCAACCAUAAAGAAGAUGUUCAAUCUCACAUCCAAUUUCUUAACUCACAGGGAUGCUUGGGCUGGAACCUUUGAGCAGGUGGUAGGGCAACUCACCUCUCCCAGAACCGAUUGCCCAGAGGUGCUUCCAGAAGUGGCCUCUUUGAGGAGCGCAGAAGCAGAUGAGAACAGGGGACUGUCUGAGUUUCAGAGUGAGUUGGUCCAACUGGCUGCCGUUCUCAAUGGUGACCACUUCCUCAGCAGCUUCCCAGAUGGGAUGGGGAAGCAAAUGAGUGUGAAGGAAGCUGAUGAGUAUGUGAAUGGUGCCAUCUCAAGGUUCAUCAGAGCAAGCAAAGAGGCCAUCAAGCUGGGUGCUGAUGAAUCUGCCAUUGUUGACAUGAGGUCAUCUCUCACCACAAGACCACUUUCACCCCACAAUUAAGUAAUUAGAAGGCUCAUUAGGCCUAAGGUAUACACAAGUGAUAGUCCAUUUUGGUUCGAGGUUAGAACUCGAGACCUCUAAUAUGAAAGUACAAGAGGCUCGUCUUCUAACCAUCGGAAUGUCUGUUCUUCCUGUUUUCUUUUUAUUUUUGUUUUUUCAGUCUUCAUAUGCCUCUCCAAUGGCGAAUGUUGUUUUCAUAUACAUAUAUUCAAAUGCCAUAAAUCAAUAGAAAAAAUAGAACAUUAUUUUUACUA